This is a messenger RNA of Toxotes jaculatrix (banded archerfish), 3294 nucleotides long. RefSeq names its product NLR family CARD domain-containing protein 3-like. The record is from RefSeq and is a predicted model, not a curated record. Gene Ontology annotation, molecular function: protein binding. NCBI's taxonomy places the organism in Eukaryota, Metazoa, Chordata, Actinopteri, Toxotidae. Bases 1 to 3294 code for a protein of 1097 amino acids. The transcript is spliced from 10 exons.
AUGGAAAGUGUUCUGUGUGAGAAACCUGACUCCACCCGAGCCAGCUGCGUGUCCCUGAAGAGUGAUAAAUCCAUAGGUCAUCCUCUUACCUUCAGAAAUGGACACCACCCAUUUGAUCAAAGGCUUUUGCAGAAGAAACCAGCCCCUCCUGCACCCAGCUGUGUCUCCAUGAAGAGUGACCAGUCUGUAGGUCACCCACUCAACUUCAGAGACAGAGGCAACAGAGAGAGGUCAGAGAUGCCACAACGUCGGCCUCCCCCGGAGCGUCACACACACCUGGACACCAUAUUCAAGGUCUCCUCCGUUCCUCUGUUCCAGCUGCUGGAGGAGAACAUAGUGACUUUUGUGAAGAAGGAGCUGAAGGAGAUCCAGAAGGUUCUGGGUCCAGAUGAGAGUCAGAGGGAGGAUGAGGAGGUGUUGGACGGUGAGGAUGAAGAGCAGAGGAGGAGCAGCAGAGAGGCUUUGGUGAAGAUCACAGUGAACUUCCUGAGGAGAAUGAAGCAGGAGGAGCUGGCUGACUGUCUGCACAGCAGACACGUUGCUCCAAUUUGUCAACAUAAACUCAAAUCUACUCUGAAGAAGAAGUUCCAGUGUGUGUUUGAGGGGAUCUCUAAAGCAGGACAGCCAACCCUCCUGAAUCAGAUCUACACAGAGCUCUACAUCACAGAGGGAGGGACUGGAGAGGUCAAUGAUGAACAUGAGGUCAGACAGAUUCAAACAGCAUCCAGGAAACCAGCCAGAGCAGAAACUACCAUCAGACAAGAAGACAUCUUUAAAGCCUCACCUGGACGAGACGGACCAAUCAGAAGAGUGAUGACAAAGGGAGUGGCUGGCAUUGGGAAAACAGUCUUAACACAGAAGUUGACUCUGGACUGGGCUGAAGACAAAGCCAACCAGGACAUACACUUCACAUUUCCAUUCACGUUCAGAGAGCUGAAUGUGCUGAAAGAGAAAAAGUUCAGCUUGGUGGAACUUGUUCAUCACUUCUUUCCUGAAACCAAAGAAGCAGGACUCUGCAGGUUUGAAGACGUCCAGGUUCUGUUCAUCUUUGACGGUCUGGAUGAGUGUCGACCUCCUCUGGACUUCCACAACACUGAGGUCCUGACUGAUGUUACAGAGUCCACCUCAGUGGAUGUGCUGCUGACAAACCUCAUCAGAGGGAAACUGCUUCCCUCCGCUCGCCUCUGGAUAACCACACGACCUACAGCAGCCAAUCAGAUCCCUCCUGAGUGUGUUGACAUGGUGACAGAGGUCAGAGGGUUCACUGACCCACAGAAGGAGGACUACUUCAGGAAGAGGUUCAGAGAUGAGGAGCAGGCCAGAAGGAUCAUCUCCCACAUCAAGACUUCACGAAGCCUCCACAUCAUGUGCCACAUCCCGGUCUUCUGCUGGAUCACUGCUACAGUUCUGGAGGAUGUGUUGGAAAGCAGAGAGGUAGGAGGGCUGCCCCAGACCCUGACUGAGAUGUACAUCCACUUCCUGGUAGUUCAGUCCAAACUGAAGACAGUCAAGUAUGAUGGAGGAGCUGAGACAGAUCCACAGUGGAGUCCAGAGACCAGGAAGAUGAUGGAGUCUCUGGGAAAACUGGCUUUUGAGCAGCUGCAGAAAGGAAACCUGAUCUUCUAUGAAUCAGACCUGACAGAGUGUGGCAUCGAUAUCAGAGCAGCCUCAGUUUACUCAGGAGUGUUCACACAGGUCUUUAAGGAGGAGAGAGGACUGUACCAGGACAGGGUGUUCUGCUUCGUCCAUCUGAGUGUUCAGGAGUUUCUGGCUGCUCUUCAUGUCCAUCUGACCUUCAUCAGCUCUGGAGUCAAUCUGCUGUCAAAAAAGAAAACAACCUCCCAAAGAUUCGCAAUGAUAACAGGUAAAUCUGCAGCCUUCUACCAGAGGGCUGUGGACAAGGCCUUACAGAGUCCAAAUGGACACCUGGACCUGUUCCUCCGCUUCCUCCUGGGUCUUUCACUGCAGACCAAUCAGAGUCUCCUACGAGGUCUGCUGACACAGACAGGAAGUGUCUCACAGUCCAAUCAGGAAACAGUCCAGUACAUCAAGAAGAAGAUUGAAGAGACUCCCUCUGCAGAGCAAAGCAUCAACCUGUUCCACUGUCUGAAUGAACUGAAUGAUCGUUCUCUGGUGGAGCAGAUCCAACAGUCCCUGAGUUCAGGACGUCUGUCCACAGAUGAACUGUCUCCUGCUCAGUGGUCCGCUCUGGUCUUCAUCUUACUGUCAUCAGAAAAAGAUCUGGACGUGUUUGAGCUGAAGAAAUACUCUGCUUCAGAGGAGGCUCUUCUGAGGCUGCUGCCAGUGGUCAAAGCCUCUAACAAAGCUCUACUGAGCAGCUGUAACCUCUCAGAGAGAAGCUGUGAGGCUCUGUCCUCAGUUCUCAGCUCCCAGUCCUGUAGUCUGAGACAGCUGGACCUGAGUGACAACGACCUGCAGGAUUCAGGGGUGAAGCUUCUGUCUGCUGGACUGAAGAGUCCACACUGUACCCUGGAGACUCUCAGGCUGUCAGGCUGUCUGAUCACAGAGGAAGGCUGUGCUUCUCUGGGCUCAGCUCUGAGCUCCAACCCCUCCCAUCUGAGAGAGCUGGACCUGAGCUACAAUCAUCCAGGAGACUCAGGAGGGAAGCUACUGGCUGCUGGACUGGAGGAUCCACACUGGAGCCUGGACACCCUCAGAGUGGACCAUGGUGGAACCAGGAUGUUGACACCAGGGCUGAGGAAGUACGCCUGUGAACUCACACUCGACCCAAACACAGCACACAGAUCCCUCAGACUCUCGGACGGGAACAGGAAGGUGGCAGCAGUGAGAGAACAGCAGCUCUACCCCGAUCAUCCAGAGAGGUUUGACGGCUGCCUUCAGCUGCUGUGCUCGGAUGCUGUGGGCGGGCGCUGUUACUGGGAGGUUGAAUGGAAGGGAAUCGUUUGUAUAGGAGUGACCUACAAAGCCAUCAGCAGGAAAGGAGACGGGGCUGACUGCCUACUUGGAGGGAAUGAUCGGUCCUGGAGUCUGUUGUGUUCUGGGAGGACUUACUCUGUUCAUCACAACUCCAGAAGAAGAGACAUAUGUUCCCCGUCCUCCAUCUCUCACAGAGUAGCAGUGUAUGUGGACUGUCCUGCUGGCUCUCUGUCCUUCUACAGCGUCUCCUCGGACUCACUGAUCCACCUCCACACCUUCAGCACCACAUUCACUGAACCAAUCUACCCUGCAUUUAGGGUCGGGCUUCAGUUCAGCUCUUUUGGUUCUUCAGUCAGAGUGUGUGAGCUGCAGGAGGGACAGUCGUCUUCUGUCUAA